CUAUGUUACACGCCCAUUGCCUCCCUUAGAUCUAGUAGAGCUAUUACUUUGAAUCACUCAUAGCAAACGUCAUGCUCCGAAGAAAACUGUGGCAUAAAAAGUGCGAUCAGGAUAUGUUUACGAAUCCAACAAAAAUAUUGUAGUCUAGUCAAAUCAGAAGGAAUAGAUUAUAGUGCCUAAUUCAUUUACGAAAAUGAAUGGAAAUGAUCAAGCAGCAGCCGGUGAGCCUCAGAAGCCAAAAACCGAAAAGGAGCUUAAAAAAGAGGCAAUGAGAUUGGCUAAACUGGAGAAAUUCAAAGCCAAGCAAGAAAAACAGAAAGUCACAGAGGGAGAGGCCAAACCGAAAGCUAACAAAAAGAAAACUUGUGAAGAGAAGCAGGUCGUUACUUACGAUGUGCCAACAGAAAAGGGACAGCGGAAAGAUACCAAGUGUCCAAUGCCAGAUGCCUACAGCCCCAGAUAUGUCGAGGCUGCAUGGUAUGAUUGGUGGGUCCAGGAAGGUUUCUUUAAACCAGAAUAUGGUGGACGAGAUGUGAACAAGUUGAAGUAUGAAGAGAAGUUUAUAAUGGUCAUCCCUCCACCCAAUGUGACCGGGUCUUUACAUCUUGGACAUGGGUUGACUAAUUCUGUUGAAGAUUGUUUGGCAAGAUGGCACAGAAUGAAGGGUAAAGCUGUCCUGUGGGUGCCAGGAUGUGACCAUGCAGGUAUCGCCACACAGGUGGUGGUGGAGAAAAAGCUCUGGCGUGAAGAAAAGAAAACAAGACAUGACCUUGGGCGGGAGGCUUUCGUCAAUGAAGUUUGGAAGUGGAAGAAUGAAAAAGGUCACAGAAUUUACGAUCAGUUACGGCUGUUAGGAGGCUCCUAUGAAUGGGACAGAGUGGCUUUUACGAUGGAUGAUGUCAGAUAUCGCUGUGUGAUUGAAGGUUUCUGCAGACUCCAUGAAAUGGGUCUCAUCUACCGCAGCGUUCGACUGGUCAACUGGUCCUGCACUCUGCGCUCAGCAAUCUCAGAUAUAGAGGUGGAUAAGAGAGAAAUAGAAGGCAGGACAUUGAUAGAAGUCCCUGGUUACACUGAAAAGAUAGAGUUUGGAGUUCUGGUUUCUUUUGCUUACAAAGUUGUGGAUUCAGAUGAAGAGAUUGUUGUGGCCACCACUCGUAUUGAGACCAUGUUGGGAGACUCUGGCGUUGCUGUGCACCCCAAUGAUGAGAGGUACAAACACCUGGCCGGCAAGUUUGUCCAGCAUCCAUUCUGUUCUGGAAGACUGAUGCCCAUUGUCUUUGAUGAGUUUGUUGACAUGACCUUUGGAACCGGCGCUGUGAAGAUCACUCCGGCUCAUGAUCACAAUGACUACGAAGUUGGCAAGAGACACAACCUUCCUUUCAUUACGAUCAUUGACAACAAUGGACUCAUCACCGGGGACUGUGGGAAGUUUACUGGUAUGAAGAGGUUUGACGCCAGGAAGGCUGUGUUGGAGGAACUCAAAGAAUUGGGUCUGUACCGGGGAACGAAAGACAACCCUAUGGUUGUGCCAACAUGCAGUCGCUCUAAGGAUGUGAUUGAGCCACUUCUGAAGCCGCAGUGGUAUGUGGAUGUCAAAGAUAUGUCUGCCAGGGCCGUGAAGGCUGUCCAGGAGGGAGAGCUGCGCAUCAUUCCUGACAUGUUCAAGAAGACUUGGUACUCCUGGCUAGAGAACACAAGAGAUUGGUGUAUCUCAAGACAACUUUGGUGGGGCCAUCGUAUCCCAGCAUACUUUGUGACCGUGGAGGGUCAGACACCUGGCCAGGACAUUGAUGGCCACUACUGGGUCUCUGGGCGCACCGAAGAGGAGGCCAAAGAGGCAGCUGCAAAGAAAUUUGGUGUCGAUGUCGGCAAAAUCUCUCUGCGUCAAGAUGAGGACGUUCUGGACACGUGGUUCUCUUCAGGAUUCUUCCCAAUGUCUGUUUUUGGCUGGCCAGAGAAUACAGAAGACUACCAGCUGUAUUUCCCUAACACACUCCUAGAAACUGGCCAUGACAUUCUGUUCUUCUGGGUGGCCAGGAUGGUUCAAUUGGCCUUGACCUUAACAGACAAGCUACCUUUCAAAGAUGUGUACCUUCAUGCCAUGGUCCGUGAUGCUCAUGGGCGCAAGAUGAGCAAGUCAUUAGGAAACAUUGUUGACCCUGUGGAUGUCAUUCUGGGUAUCACAUUAGAGGAUCUGAACCAAAAACUGAAUGAAUAUAAUUUGGAUAGGAGCGAGAUCAAGAGAGCUAUCGAAGGCCAGAAAGUGGAUUAUCCUAAUGGUAUCCCAGAGUGUGGAGUUGAUGCCCUUAGAUUUGCUCUCAUUUCUUAUACAGCUCAAGGUCGUGACAUGAACCUUGAUGUCAUGAGAGUUCAAGGCUACAGGUUCUUCUGCAAUAAACUUUGGAAUGCCACCAAGUUUGCAUUGGGCAGUCUUGGAGAGAACUUCCAGCCUUACCCAGAGUUUCAUUUGACAGGCAAAGAAAGUCUGAUGGAUUUGUGGAUACUCAGUCGACUGUCGCAAGCCAUCAAACUUUGUAAUGAAGGGAUGGAGAAUUUUGAGUUUCCUACCAUGACUACAGCCAUCUACAACUUUUGGUUGUAUGAGCUUUGUGACUGGUACCUGGAGUGUAUCAAACCAGUAAUCAAUGGAUCCAACACUGAGGCCAUCACUCUGUGUCGCAAUGUCCUCUACACAUGUCUGGAUGCUGGACUUAGACUGCUUCACCCUGCCAUGCCUUUCUUAACAGAAGAACUCUUCCAGAGAUUACCUCGAAGGAAGCCUGAUGCACCGCCCAGUAUUUGUAUCACUCCAUACCCAGAAACAUGUCAGGCCAUACCUCAUAAUCCAGCUCUUGAGUAUCAUGUGGAGUUUGUUCAGAACAUUGUCAAGAGUAUCAGAUCUGUCAGGUCAGAGUAUCAGUUGCCACCCAAGGCCAAAGUUGAAGUUUACCUGAAGUGCUCAGAAAUUGAAGUGGUCCAGAUGCUCAAGUCCUUUGAGAAUGUUAUUUCCACCAUGGGCAACGCUAGUCAGAUCACUUUCAUGGUCAAUGAGGAGGAGCCCCCUGCAGGUUGUGCUGUGAUGGCUGUGUCCUCAAAGUGUGAGACCCACAUCAUGCUCAAGGGCCAAAUUGACAUUCCCAAAGAAAAAGACAAGAUGGAGACCAAGAAAGAUAACUUGAAGAAAUCUUUGGCCAAGCUGGAAGAUGCAACUAAAAUGCCUGACUAUUUAUCUAAAGUCCCCGAAGAUGUCAGAUUUAAGAAUGAAGAAAAGAUGUCAGAGUUGAAAGGUCAACUAGAGACUGUGACCAACUCUAUACAGACAUUACUCAAGCUUAUGUAGACAUAGUGCACUACCGCUUAGGUUUUUUUAUUUUUACUGCAUAACACCACAUGAUUGACUCGUGACUUGGGACUCAUUGUUGAUGUGAAUGUGGAAUGUCUGGAAAGUGUUUUUGUCUUAGACAUUUAGAUCUAAACUUAUUAUACAAGUGUGAACAUUUUAUUUUAUGUAUCUCUUGAUAUCUCCUAUCUGUGUGUGUGCCUCAUUGUUUCCAAAACUGAACUUUCCUGAAUGCAUUAGGUUUAAUUAAACAUUUAUUUAUGAUGAUGUUCUUAAGUUGUUUUUAAUUGGGUGACUCUAACCAGAGAUAUUAUCAGAUUUUUUUUUAUGUACUUGCUACAUUUUUAUAAUGUGAAAAUUGGAAUUUAAAGUUGCAGUCAGAUGUUACACUUGUUUAACAGUUACUGAUGUAAUUUUUAUAAAAUAUCGAACUUUAUAGAAUGUUAACAGAAAUGGGGAAAAAAUACAUCAGGACCAAGCCUAGACAUGUACUGUCGUAACAUUAUGUAAAAGCUUCAUUGCUUAGGAUUGAAGAAUUAUGAAUAAAUAUAUUUUGUACUGAAAAGGAAAUGUUCAUUGGAGUAAACAGGUUACAGAGAUAUCUUUUAAUAAAUUAUUACAUUUUCAUAUCCUUGUAAUACAUGCUUCCUGUUUACAUUGAACAAUGUAGUCAUGCAGUUUUUGACCAACUUUAUAUCAAACUUUGUUUUUUUAAAUGACAGUAGUGUGUUUGUACUACAUUUGUCUACUGUGGACUGGAUCAUUUGCUUUUAUCUUCCCAACUUGUUCUAAUAGUAUUCAACAAUAUUUUUUUUUUAUUCAAGGGAAGUAAUCUAAUUACUCAUAGACAUCUAAACUUUAUAAGUGCUAGUUACCUCAUAUUUAUUGAAGAAGACCACACACUGGGAUGAACUAGACAAAAUAUUUCUCUUUUAUUAUUUCUUGGUGAUGUGAGUGUUUGAUGGCUUUUGUUAUGCUGUUUUCUCUGAUGAUGACAUUCAAUAAUGUGGAAAUAAAACUCAUGUGAACGUUG
Messenger RNA from Biomphalaria glabrata, 4373 nucleotides. Its product is annotated as valine--tRNA ligase-like. Bases 194 to 3340 code for a protein of 1048 amino acids. The transcript is spliced from 27 exons. The record is from RefSeq and is a predicted model, not a curated record. Gene Ontology annotation, biological process: valyl-tRNA aminoacylation. Gene Ontology annotation, molecular function: ATP binding; valine-tRNA ligase activity; aminoacyl-tRNA deacylase activity. Lineage: Eukaryota; Metazoa; Mollusca; Gastropoda; Planorbidae. Gene Ontology annotation, cellular component: cytosol.